Rhipicephalus sanguineus (brown dog tick) is the source of this 1449-nucleotide messenger RNA. RefSeq names its product steroid 17-alpha-hydroxylase/17,20 lyase-like. Gene Ontology annotation, molecular function: oxidoreductase activity, acting on paired donors, with incorporation or reduction of molecular oxygen; monooxygenase activity; iron ion binding. The transcript has 9 exons. NCBI's taxonomy places the organism in Eukaryota, Metazoa, Arthropoda, Arachnida, Ixodida, Ixodidae. The record is from RefSeq and is a predicted model, not a curated record. Bases 1 to 1449 code for a protein of 482 amino acids.
AUGGCACAUGUGCUCCAGUGGUCACUGGCAGAGCUCCACCCUCGCGGAACACUUUUGAAGCCCUCAAUUCCACUCUUCAUGUACGGUUUUUAUGUGGGGGCGAGGAAAUACUUCAAAGAGAGGAUCUUGGCAUGGUCAGAGAAGUACGGCGAAGUGUACACCUUUUGGAUGGGUGAAAAACCUGUCAUAGUCUUAGGCAGUCCCGAGAUUCUCAGGGAGGCUCUCAUAUCUAAGCGAAACUCCUUUGGUGGACGGCCGCCCUGUAACAUGGGAGAAAUGCACAAGGAGAAAGGAGAUCACGAUAUAAUUUUUGAAGAUGCGAACCCUACUUGGAGAGCACUGAGAAAAGUCGCUUUGGCUGCUGUGAGGAAACACACUUCCAGCGAAAGCCUGGAGGAACUUUGCUGUGAUGUCGUCGACGCGUAUGUGAAUUCGUUGGAUUGCGAGACAGUUGCGGUAAAGGCGAGAGAUCCUUUAUUGUUCAUCAUCUUCAACAUAACGGCAGCGUCAACAUUUAGCACCAAGUUCGAAGCCAACAGCACGGACUUUGUGCAGCUGGCCAACAUAAAUAGAGGCCUGCCCGACAUGUCGCCACUGCAAAGCGACAUUGCACCGUGGCUUGGCUUCUUACAAUGGCGCUUGGAAAGGGCCUUCCGGCGCCACAUGAACGAGCUCCUGGCACUGUUCAGCCGCCUGUAUGACAAGGCUAAAGCUGAUUACGUUCAAGGGAAGGAACUCAACUUCGUACACGCUAUUCUGGCCGCCAGAGAGGAAGCAAUCGCACAAGACAGGAACGAUGCCGUCUACCUGACCGAAAGAAACUUGAUUCAGGUUGCGCUGAACCUAUUUGAAGCUGGCCUAAACACUUCCGUGAGCGCUGCCAGCUGGUUACUACUCGAAAUCGUGCAAGACCCAGCCAUCCAAAAGAAAGUGCAGAGCGAUAUCCACACUAUGAUUGGCGAGAGGCGACCGACCAUGCAAGACAGAGACAGGCUUCCGUACACGAUGGCCUGCAUCCUGGAAGCCCUGCGACUGCACCCACCCGCACUUCUCGGAUUGCCUCGCAGAGUGCAGCACGACGAAUGGCUAGGCGGCGUGCUAAUACCCAAGAAUGCUAUCCUCAUCUACAACAUAUUUAAAGCUGGCCGUGACCCGAGCCUGUGGGAAGACCCAUGCUCUUUCAAGCCCGAAAGAUUCCUGGACGACGAGACGGGUGUGCUGUCCACCAAGGACAAGCCCUCGCUGCUGACCUUCGGCCUGGGCGCCCGAAGCUGCGUCGCGGAAAAGCUCGUGCCGACCGUUCUUUUUUACGUUCUCGUCAGGCUGAUGCAACGCACGACUUGGACCCUGCCACCUGACGAGAUUUACGACCCCACAGAAACCGACGGCACAACAUUGUUGCUGGCACCGGCAGAUCGGCGCGUAGAGGUCACCAAAAGGAACACGUGA